AGUCUGCCCUUUUCGUCUUCUGCACCGAGCUCUGUGCUGGGCUGACAGAUUCACAGUCAUAAUCAUCUGCGAGAAGAAGCAGAACUAUCUGUGCGCUCCAGUCUUUCAGUUUCCCACCCCAGACUCGGGAGAGCCCGCGCCCGCUGUGUUCGGUGCUCACGGCCAUAUGCUGCAGGACUGCCCCAAGGCCCGGCGCGAGGUGGAGCUGCACUGGCGGGCCUCCCAGUGCCCACACAUCGUGCGCAUCGUGGACGUCUAUGAGAACCUGUACGCGGGGAGGAAGUGCCUGCUCAUCGUCAUGGAGUGCUUGGAUGGUGGAGAACUCUUCAGCCGAAUCCAGGACCGAGGAGACCAGGCGUUCACAGAAAGAGAAGCUUCAGAAAUCAUGAAGAGCAUCGGUGAGGCCAUUCAGUAUUUGCACUCAAUCAACAUUGCUCAUCGGGAUGUCAAGCCCGAGAACCUCUUAUACACCUCCAAAAGGCCCAACGCCAUCCUGAAACUCACCGAUUUUGGCUUUGCCAAGGAAACCACCAGCCACAACUCGUUGACCACUCCUUGUUAUACGCCUUAUUAUGUGGCUCCAGAAGUGCUGGGCCCAGAGAAGUACGACAAGUCCUGUGAUAUGUGGUCCUUGGGUGUCAUCAUGUACAUCCUGCUGUGUGGGUACCCACCGUUCUAUUCCAACCAUGGCCUUGCCAUCUCUCCGGGCAUGAAGACGCGCAUCCGAAUGGGCCAGUAUGAGUUUCCCAACCCAGAGUGGUCAGAAGUAUCAGAGGAAGUGAAGAUGCUCAUCCGGAACCUGCUGAAAACAGAGCCCACUCAGAGAAUGACCAUCACGGAGUUCAUGAACCACCCCUGGAUCAUGCAAUCAACAAAGGUCCCUCAAACCCCACUGCACACCAGCCGGGUCCUGAAGGAGGACAAGGAGCGGUGGGAGGAUGUCAAGGAGGAGAUGACCAGUGCCUUGGCCACAAUGCGUGUUGACUACGAGCAGAUCAAGAUAAAAAAGAUAGAAGAUGCCUCCAACCCUCUGCUUCUGAAGAGGCGGAAGAAGGCUCGGGCCCUGGAGGCUGCGGCCCUCGCUCACUGACCGCUCAGCCCGUCCUUCUCUGCUGGAGGACAAGCAAUAACUCUCGACCUGAAUCUGUUUUUUAAAUGAAGACACAGGCUGCCCACUGCUGCCUCCCUCCUCCUCGGCUCGCGGAGCAGGGGCCUCGUGAGAGGCUGACUCCUGCCUUUGGCUCUGGCCGCCUGGAGGGAGGGCCGGGGUCUGGAGGGCAUGCAGAGGAGGGAGCAGAUGCUCUUGAACCUGUGCUCAGUCUGCAGUUUUAUCAUGAUUUGACUUAGGAUUUUUAUGAAACUUCUUUUAUUGUCCUUUCCUCAUCCCCCCUCCCCCAAACCCCUUCCUCUUGUUAAAGGGUAUUUGUCGAAA
Molecule: messenger RNA, 1432 nt
Organism: Myotis brandtii (Brandt's bat)
Lineage: Eukaryota; Metazoa; Chordata; Mammalia; Chiroptera; Vespertilionidae
Product: MAP kinase-activated protein kinase 2
Exons: 11
Coding region: 167-1090 (307 amino acids)
Biological process (GO): inflammatory response; peptidyl-serine phosphorylation; cellular response to vascular endothelial growth factor stimulus
Cellular component (GO): nucleus; cytoplasm
Molecular function (GO): mitogen-activated protein kinase binding; ATP binding; calmodulin binding
Source: RefSeq, a predicted model, not a curated record